UUAAAUGCAUACUUAGAUUAACAAAAUCUUAACCAAGAAAACGUUCAUAAUAUAGUUCAGGCGAAUGACUGGAUCUCUCAAAAACAUACCGCUCGACCCUGCAAGAGGUUCAUUCCCCAGCCAUGAGGCCUUACUGUAGAAGUAUUCACAAAUCACUGUCCCUCCUUAAACUCCUAGAACCCAUUGCCCGCCAAUGGCCAAUCACCUUCCUCAGGUCCAGUACCUCUGCAGUAUCUCAGAAACACUGCCUCUCUACACACAUCUCCUCCCACCAGCCGCAAAUCAGCCAAGAAUCGGUGGAAAUUCUCGGCCACGUCUACCCGAGAGAUGGUAUGACCAACGUGACUGCUAAAAUCCUGUCCAUGGUGGGCAGAGAGCUUCACAACCAGAUGCAUCAUCCACUGUGGAUCAUUAAAGAACGGAUAAAAGAGCAUUUUUACCGUUCCUACACAAGCCGAACAGGCACGCCGAUCUUCUCCGUCCAUGAUAACCUCAGCCCAGUGGUGACAGUGGAGCAGAACUUCGACAGCCUGCUCAUCCCUAAAGACCACCCGAGCCGAAAAAAGGGUGACAACUACUACCUGAACCAGACACACAUGCUGCGGGCACACACCUCCGCCCACCAGAGGGAGCUGGUACGCGCCGGGCUUGAUCGCUUCCUGGUAGCUGGGGACGUCUACAGGAGGGACGAGAUCGACGCAAGCCACUAUCCUGUCUUCCAUCAGAUGGAAGGAGUGCGACUUUUUACCAACCAUGAGUUGUUUGCACGAGUGGAGAACGGCGAGGAUCUGUCGCUCUUUGAACACAGUGGUCGACGAACACCGCAGAAGCAGGAGACUCACACUCUGGAGGCCGUGAAGCUGGUGGAGUUCAACCUGAAACACACCCUCACGCAGCUCAUCAGGCACCUUUUUGGGGAAGAGCUGGAGAUCCGCUGGGUGGAGUGCUACUUCCCGUUCACGCAUCCCUCCUUUGAAAUGGAGGUGCGUUUUCAGGGCGACUGGCUGGAGGUGCUGGGAUGUGGUGUGAUGGAGCAGGAGCUGCUGCACUCAGCGGGCGCAGGGAAUAAAAUCGGCUGGGCCUUUGGCUUGGGCCUGGAAAGACUCGCCAUGGUUCUGUUUGGCAUUCCGGAUAUCCGACUCUUCUGGAGCAAGGACGAGCGCUUCCUGAAGCAGUUCCGUCUGGCCAACAUCAAUGACUCUGUGACCUUUCAGGCCCUCAGUAAAUAUCCACCGCUCUUCAAUGACAUCUCCUUCUGGCUGCCGGCUGAAGGCUACACAGAGAAUGACUUCUACGAUUUGGUGCGCAGCAUCGGAGGAGAUCUGGUGGAGAAGGUCACACUGCAGGACCAGUUCACUCAUCCAAAGCUGAGAGGAAACCGAGGGUGAAAUGUGAUGAAAGCCAUGGAGGGGGAAAUCGAUGUGCGAGACGGUGGCUAAAGAGAUCACCCCAGGAGGAGGGCGUCUCACGCAGGCCUGCAGGCUGAGGGGAAUAUCGAUUCCCGUUCCUCCAUUUCUUUAAUGAGAACGUUUGCUAAUUAGUGAACAGUGUAAGACUGUGAAAGAGAGCUUGCUUUAACCUUCACCCUGUGCAUAUCACAGAGCAUAAUAUAGAGAAUGAAUUUAAUAUAAAUGAAUUUGAAUUUAAUAUAAAUAAUGGUACAGACAUAGUAUAUCUAUUUUUUUUUUUUUACUUUCAAAUAAUCUUUGCCCAAUUAUUUUAGUUUCAUAAUGACCUUCGUAGUUUGGUAGAUGCAUAAUGUUUUUAUGAUUUACAUGGAAUUAUGUUUGUAACCAGCAGAUGAACUGAGUCGGGGUCAAGGUCACUGCAAGGUCUGAAAUAGUUUUUCUUCAGUAGCUUUCUUCCUGUUUGAAGUAUAUUUUAAGAGUAUUUCAGGUAUACAAAUUAGUAACAAGAGCAACUAGACUUGUUGGCAGCAGAAGCAUCACCGUUGGCGUCGAGUUCAACUUGUUUAUAGUAUUUUAUUAUUGCUGAGAUGACAGUGAAUGAAUGCAUGGGAAGUCAGUAUUUACAUUAUAGAUAAAAUAUGAGCUCUGGAGUGUUUAUUAUCUUAAACAUUUCUAGUUAGAAGCUAGAAUUUAGUUAAUUUUGUUAGUUAUAUGAAAGUCUUGAAUGAAUGAGAGGAAAUACUGCUGAAUUCAAGGGAAAAAUCAUGCGGUUUAUAGUAAAGAUGCACCAAUAUCAGAGUUCUGGACCAUUUGCCAUAUCUGAUAUUUGUCAUAUCUGCCACUGUCAAAUGCUGAUACUUACUAAAUAAUAAAAUUUAGAAAUUAGGACUAGAUCCACCUGAGUUACACAGGGGUGUUAGUCGGACUGUUAAUCAUCCGGGGCUGAGCCCAGAUUCUUCUCCAUCAAAAAAUUUUUAAAAAUGUACUUCUAAAAAUGUCUGUUUCAAUGCAUUUUUUUUCUUGCAUGUGAGGGCUAAUUGCUUAAAAAAAUGUGAAAAUCAGAGAAGGAAGGGAUUGGAUUUGAUUUACCAGUGCACCUGAAUAAUCCAGCCACUCGAAUGUCUCAGACCAGCAUCAUAUCAGAUGCCUACUAUCAUUAUUACUAGGCCUACAUGAUGGAAAAUCCUCAAAACCCAGAAUACAAUGGCAGUUUCCUGAAUGAGAGUUGAAAACAGACAACUUCUCAAAGUUACUUUCAUAACCUGGUUGCAAAAUCAUUGUUGAUGGACCUACUUGAUAUGAACAAUUCCACAAUUCCCACCUCAAUGGUACAGGUAGUAAAACAUGAGAAAAUAUUAAAUAUAAAGAAGACAAUGACUGACUUCUGUCUUUUAAAAAUGAUAUUGUCUGGUUAAAUUCAGCCUACUUCAGUGUUGUUACGACCCAGCGACUCAGUUUAGCUGGCUACAGUGCCAUGCAAAGUACAUUAGCUGUCCUAAUACUUUGCUCAUAUCAUAUUCACGUAACUUAGAACUCAUAUAGACAUUUACACACCUUGUUUUCCUGGCUCAGCGUGAGAGGAUGUUAGUGUUUCAGUUUCAAACUCUUUACUGGAAGAAAUUGUCAUAUAUCCAUUUUUCGCUCACAUUAACUGACUGUGUGAGCUAUCAUUUGGCAGAAUUGAGGCCUGUCAGCCAAUAAGGCACUAGUAUUUCCAUGUAUUUUCCUGUAAACCCCGUCUUAUUGGUCUUGCCUCCGUUCACUGAAGAUAAAAUACAACACUCCGCUCACUGAAAUACAAAAUUACAACACUGCCGUCUUCUUUUACUGAUGUUCAGGUACAUAGUGAUAAACCGCUCCAAGUGGAGAAUUAUUCAGGGCUAAAAAAAAAAAAAAAAAAAAACUCUUCAGGGCUACAUCCCCGAAUGCCCAGGCCAGGUUAUGCCCCUGAAGUUAGCACUGUUUAUAUUUCUAUUAGACUGUGCAAUUUUCUCCCUUUGAAAUCCUUAGAAGAUGCAGGCAGGCGCAAAACAUUGGAAAAUGUAAAUGGGUUGUAUUGAAGCUUCAUGCAUACAGAUGUUAUCCCUUCAGACUUAGCCCUUCUCCAACUCCUUGUAACUCUAAAAGAUAAAUAAAUAAAUAAACGGAAAAAAAAAACCCUUUCUUUAAAACCGCCUGUCUCUGGGUGCCCAAGUUAACAACAACAACAUUCAUCUGUUCAUGUAGCGCCCAAAGAAAAGUUCACUGACAGACACCUUUCAAGUUAUAAAAUCAAGACUUGAAUAUAUAUGGGCAUUUUUAAAAACCCAUAAUAGUCUACAUUUCUUUGUAGACCAACCAUUAAAACCCUGAAAUUAAACUCAUCUACUUACCAUCCAUAUCUGGUCAGCUGUUUCUUAAAUAGAGCCAUAAUACUUUCUUGACUAAAAUAUCAUAAUAUAAACGUAAUACCAGUUGAAAACAUAGAAAGGUAAGUUUAUUAGUUAUUUAAAUUCUUGGUCAAAUCUAGGAUAAAUAUUGUGGUCUAGGUUUUAAUGCUUUGAAAGUCAGUUUCCUGAUUUCAUGUUUUUCAAUAUGGUGGAGCUCAUAAAGUUGCUAAGUAUAAUAGUGUAAUUUCUUUCCUACGGAGUCUUUUCAUAAUAAUUACCAACACCUCUGAAGCUAAUGUUGAUAUUCCUGACAGAUUUGUCUAUACGGACAAUGUUCUUUUAUAUUGUGUGUAUAAUUGACAGCCCGGUGUGCGCUAGCUAGUGAAAUUGUUAGGAUUAUAGCUUAUGCUUGGCAUUCAUAUUUCUUUGUUGCCUACAGUAUUCUCAUGAUUUUAACCACUUGAAUGGGAAGAGUAUUGUGUUUGCACCUUACCAUAUUGAAAGCAGGAAUUGUAUAGCUCCUGAAGAGGGGCGUGGCCUGUGACUGGCCAGUGCUUUCUCGUUUCUGAUUGGAUGAAAACAUUAAUCAGAGCUGAAGCCAGCAGGUAGAGUGAGGCAGGAGUGAAGCAGUGUGUGUGUAUAAUUCUCACAGGAAUACUGCUAACGUGGCAUUUUGAUUUUGUCUGUGAAAGCCUGGCUGCUGUGAGU
Pangasianodon hypophthalmus (striped catfish) is the source of this 4486-nucleotide messenger RNA. It is a transcript of the gene fars2, whose product is annotated as phenylalanyl-tRNA synthetase 2, mitochondrial. The record is from RefSeq and is a predicted model, not a curated record. Gene Ontology annotation, cellular component: cytoplasm; mitochondrion. The transcript is spliced from 7 exons. Lineage: Eukaryota; Metazoa; Chordata; Actinopteri; Siluriformes; Pangasiidae. The coding region runs from base 123 to 1388 and encodes 421 amino acids. Gene Ontology annotation, molecular function: ATP binding; tRNA binding; phenylalanine-tRNA ligase activity. Gene Ontology annotation, biological process: phenylalanyl-tRNA aminoacylation.